AUGCUUAUUGGUGUCGUUAUAGGAAGUACCAGGAAACCUCGCUGCAGCCCGCAGAUCGCACAAUUUAUUAUCAGUGCAAUUGAGAACUCGCAAACAUACCGGGAGAUGGCUGAUAGACCCGAAUUGCAACUUGUGGACUUGGGUGAUUGGAAUUUGCCGCUUUAUAACGAGUCGAGAAUUCCAUCCCAGAUCAAAAACUAACUGGAAUAUGAUCACGAACACACCCGAUUGUGGAGUCUUGAGAUUGAAAAAUACGAUGCGUUCAUUUUUGUUGCUCCUCAGUAUAAAUGGGGCUAUCCCGCAGUUUUGGAAAAUGCCUUAGACUAAUUGUUUAAUGAGUGACAGUCCAAGCCUGCGGUCGUGGCCACUUAUGGAGGUCAUGGCGGGACCAGAUGCAAUGAUCAAUUGCGCGAGGUGCUAUUGGGACUGCGCAUGGUUCCAACCAGAAGCAGAAUUCUAUUUUCUUUUGCCAACCGUGAUGUACAUUUCAAAGCCGCGUCUAGUGCCAAUCUGGGUCUUCUAGAAUCACCCGGUAUGUGUUUUGCAGAGAAGGGAACGUCACAGAUCGAAACGACAUUUAAAGAGCUCAGUGAACGCAUAAAGCAGGAUCAAAAUGACGGCACAGUGUACUGA
Molecule: messenger RNA, 633 nt
Organism: Lachancea meyersii CBS 8951
Lineage: Eukaryota; Fungi; Ascomycota; Saccharomycetes; Saccharomycetales; Saccharomycetaceae
Source: the annotation of a GenBank genome assembly